Aureobasidium melanogenum CBS 110374 is the source of this 1449-nucleotide messenger RNA. Its product is annotated as UDP-Glycosyltransferase/glycogen phosphorylase. NCBI's taxonomy places the organism in Eukaryota, Fungi, Ascomycota, Dothideomycetes, Dothideales, Saccotheciaceae. The transcript has 6 exons. Gene Ontology annotation, molecular function: UDP-glycosyltransferase activity. Bases 1 to 1449 code for a protein of 482 amino acids. The record is from RefSeq and is a predicted model, not a curated record.
AUGGCGAUGAGUGCUUACAACCUGUUUCUCUCACGCAUCCUCGGACCGAACGUGCUAAUACGCAUAUUAGCGGUUGUGAUUACCGGAGGCUUCACCCAUGCGGAGCUAUGUAAAGUCUUCGCGGAAAGGGGACAUGUUGCAGAGUUUGCUACAAACGCUGGCCAAGAGGAUUGGGCCAAGUAUUGUCCCCUCAUUAAAACUUCGAAUUAUUUCUGGGACUCGUACUGGACGCACACCUAUCUUCAUCUCAAGGAGAUGGCAUUGACUCCUGUUAGUCGUCCUGACUUCACCAUCGCCGACUUCUUUGCCGACGCGGCUGUCAAACACACGAUGGUCGAGCUCGGCAUACCUAUUGCGAUUAUCUCUGGUCAGCCGGGCUUUCAAAUCGAUAUGAGCCUCACUUCGGAACGUGCACCUAGUGCAUCGCGCAUAAAGAAUGAGAUGGUGUUAUUCUGGGCACUGCCUUCGCUCAUAAAAUGGCUUAAAUGGACGAAGCAAAUGCGCAUGAAAGCCGGUGUGACGCACAAAAGCCCCUCAGUUUCUAAACCUGACUAUCUCGUUCUUGUGAUCUCUUUUUUCGGUUUGGAGGUGUCCAAGGAUCUUCCGCCAUCGAUUGUGCCAUGCGGGCCCAUCCUAGCCGACAGCUACAAUGAACUUGACGAGAAGCAUGCGAAGUCCCUAGCCCAGCACAAGCGGGUACUUCAUGUUGCCUUGGGAACACACAUAAUCCUGCAAGGCGCAGACGUUGCCAAAAUUCUUGAUGGUAUCAUUCAAGUGCUCGACGAUCGCCACAUUGACGGCGUCAUCUGGGCUGUUGGACAUUCUCCUCGACAAGAAUUUCACUAUAAUAAGAGCCUCACUCGUGCAGGUCAACAAACCCGCACUCUUGGAGAAAUACUUGACCAAGCAGAUUCAGAUAUUAUGUUCCCCUUGUUUGCUCCUCAGCACGCGAUCUCAGAACACAAGAGCACCGUGUUGUUCUUGACUCACGGAGGCAGUUCUUCUGCUAACGAAGCACUCUACCACGGUGUUCCAGUCCUGACUCUCGGCUUUUUCUUUGACCAAUUGAGAAAUAGUGCUCGUUUGCGUAGCGCGGGCGUUGGUUUAUCUUUGGACAAGCUACAUUACACUUCUUGUGAAAUAUGCGACAGCAUUGCGCUCAUCGUGGGCGAUCAGGAUGGUCGAUUCGCACAAAAUCUCAAGCGCAUGAAGGGCGUUGCAAGAAUUGCAUCAAGAUUCCAUGAUCGAUAUCGAUUCCUGGAUGGUAAGGAGAUGCACCCUAGAUACCUGCAAACAGCUGAUAUGCGGAUGUCAACGUGGACAGCGAAGAAAUGGGACCUGCGAUUACUGACUUUGGGCACCAGUCUGAUCGUUGUUGCAGGUAUGAGCUAUAUAGGUCGGGCGAUCUACACUGCUUUUCGUUUCCGCACAAGAUUGUUCGGGAAAUAA